AUACGUAAUAUCCUAAUGCCACCAUCGUUAAGAUAUGCCAUGUUACGUUGUUUACGCAGUUAUCUUCAUAAUGGCGACCGUGCUGGAGAUGUGCUUAUGCUUAUGAAAAUGAAGCGAAGAAGAAGUUAUUUCUCAUAAGAAAACGCCGGGGUUCCUCAAAGGAGGACUUUGCGUCGAAGACAGCGUCUUUCCCAGUGUUUGAAUUACAGUUUUGGUCCAUUGGUACCCGAAAUGAUGAAGCUCAAGUCAAACCAAACCCGGACAUACGAUGGGGAUGGCUACAAGAAGCGGGCCGCCUGUCUAUGCUUCAGGAGUGAAAGUGAAGAGGAGGUGCUGUUGGUGAGUAGUAGUCGUCAUCCAGACAAGUGGAUUGUCCCUGGUGGGGGGAUGGAGCCAGAAGAGGAGCCCAAUGUAGCAGCAGCACGAGAAGUCUGUGAAGAGGCAGGUGUGAAGGGGACUUUAGGUCGCCUAGUUGGAAUAUUUGAGAACCGAGAGAGGAAACACAGAACCUACGUCUACAUUCUUAUCGUAACUGAGGUCCUGGAGGAUUGGGAGGACUCAGUGAACAUUGGGAGAAAAAGGGAUUGGUUUAAAAUAGACGAUGCAAUACAAGUGUUGCAGUGUCACAAGCCUGUGCAGGCCACAUACUUCGAGCCUCUCAAGGAUGGUUGCCUGACCAGCAACGGGACGCCCCUGGUGGCCACGAUAGGCGGAGACCUCUCCCCCACCUACAACAUCAGCCAGAGCUCCGUGUCGGGUAUCAGAUAACUAAAACACAACCCCAGGAGCUCUUGCCACCACUCUCCCUCUUACUUUUUUUUUUUUUUGUCUCAACAUAACAUGGUUUGCCUUGCCAACUCAUUUGUGCCAGAAUUGUGGUGCAGACUUGACAAGGGUUGAGUGAAGAUUCUGAAACAAUUUGGAAAUGUAAUUUUUGACCCCUUGUUCGUUUCGCUUUAAUGAAAAUUUCAUGAAGCAUCCCUCACUCCCUCAUUCUCCUACCUUGACCACACCCUUAGUGUGGUGUUUAUUGAAUGCAGGAACUACUUUUUACUGUUGUGAUGUAAAAGUGUAUACUUAGUGCUUAAGCACAAUGCUUUCAGUGGUCUUUUUAAUGUCUCCUCUUUUGGUUAUUGUCUGUGUAUGAUUGUGCCCAAGAGCGUGUUUUCCCUCUGUUAAGGAUAGGAAAUGUUCUGUGCAUCUGAAUAGACAGUUGUAGGAAGUGACUUGUUUUACAUGAGCGCUGGCUAUGUUUUGCACAUUGGGGUCACCUGAUACAGAUUGUGCAGCAGGUAGUCUUUGGUGGUAACUAAGUUCUUUUGAAUUCUCAUUUAGCUCCGCAUUGUGGUUCUUGGUAUUAAUAUCUUGCAGGUUUCAUCAGAAAGACGAGGCCCUUUUCCCCAUUUGACCCGAUUCGUCAAGUAGCCUAUACAUUUUCCCUUAGUCUGGAAGCUAGCUAGCCAUUUCAAUAUUCACUUUUAGGCAGAAAAAAAUAUAUAGAAAGAAUGUCUACUCAACUAAAUAUGUAGCACAGUCCCCAUUUUGGUGAGUUAGCAUUGAGAGUUUACCCUGGUGUUUUACCCAAUAGACAGAGACCCUUUCUUUCUCCACGGUGUCUUUACCUACUUAACGGUCUACUAGUCUGUUAGUAGUGGUUCACUACAGACACCGAAACAGUAAGCAGACCCCCCCACCGACCAAAAUGUAAUAGUUUAUCAUUUAUAAUGGCAUGGUGUGAACAACUGCAGUCUUCCUCCAUUUAUUUUGUGCCAUCCAUGGACUGACAAUUGCCUUCACCCAACACACACCACCUUUUUAUCCAAUUUUCAGAUUCUCACCCCUUACUUUAACCUCUGUUUUAUAUCAGAUGUUUACAUUGCAUUCAUAACAUUUUAUUUUUCACUUAAACAAGCACUAGAAGCCAUAUAUUUGAAUAACGUAGAUUUUCUUUGGGGGGGGGGGGUCAGUAAAAAAUGUUUUACCCUUUUUAGUAUUGAAUCUGCAUCCCCAAAACAAACACCUGCUUGAUAUUGAAAGUAAUUGAAUCUAAAAUGCUGUCUUUGGCUAGAUGCAGAACAAACAAACAAGCCUUGUACAGUUUGAGACCUUGUUUUUAACAUGUAAAAAUGCUUUGAAUUACUAUUAUUUUUUUCUGAAACGUCUAGCAAAUCUCUAGCCAACCUGCUAUACUUGCCUUAGAUGUGGCAUGGAGCAGCUGGCUCAAUACUGUGAAACUGGAGGCCCUGUAGAUAGCAUGUAAGACGUUUUUAUUGUAAAUUGUUUAUUUCUGUAUAGAUCAAAGGUGAGUACAAAUGACAAAACAGUUCCUGUGAUGCAUUUGUGAGGGCUAUAUUUUGCUCAGCCAUGGCUGUAGUUGACUCGAUCCCUAAACAAAGGGUGGCGUUGGCUUUGUAAGGUUUGUUGACGAGUUGCUUUGAUACACAGUACAUGUUAAGGCUGAAGAACAAGUAAAUGUUGCUAGCUUUGUCUUGGGAGAGUGAAGACCCCAUUUAUCAUGAAUGAUAUAAGCAGCAGAGAUGCCUCAGAUGUUCUACAAAGACCAGAGGCUGAGGUGUAGUAAUAAAGUGAAGUCCAUCAUAGUUGAAUUGUUAACAUACAAAAUUGAGGGUUUCCACUGGGCUGAAUGCUGUUUCCAGACCACUACCAUAGAGCUUUUGUCAUUAUCCUAGUCUUCUGACAGAACCAACUCUUAUAUGUUUUAUCUCUUCUGCCCUGUCAUUGUUGCAGUAGCUCAUCAUUCGCCCUCCAAAAUGAACAUUAUAUACACUCAGUGGUCAGUUUAUUAGGUACACCACUCCAUUCCCGAAAAUAGUUUGCUCCUCCAGUGUCACGUGGCUUGCUAUUGUUAUAAAAAAGGAGGCAUCCAGUUACCGGAUGGGCACAGAUGGGCUAAUGCGGCAGACGACCACACCGGGUUCCACUCCUAUCAGCUAAAAACAAGCAUCUCCAGUGUGCACGCAAUCACCAACAUCACCUGGUCAAAUGAAUCCCGGUUCCUGUUGAGUCAUGCUAAUGGCAGUCAGGAUUUUACAUAAGCAGCAUGGGGCAAUGGUGUAGGGGAUGUUUUCCUGGCACACGUGAGGUCCCUUGGUACCAAUUGAGCAAUGUUUCCAUGCACUGAAGAAUUCAGGUUCUGGAGGCAAUGGGGGUCCGACCCGGUACUAGAUGGGUGCACCUAAUAUCUGGAUAACUGGUAUUUGUUAUCCCCAAUCCCAGACUCUAGGUCUAUUCUAUAAUGUAAGGGUUGAACUAAAUUGGUGAGUGGAUUACUGAUAUCAAUAGAAAUUUUACUUUGAACCAUUUAUUGCUUUUUUAUAAACUAGGUGGUUCAAGCCCUGAAUGCCGAUUAGCUGACAGCUGUGUUAUACCAGAUUUUAUUCCACAGGUACAACAAAACAUUUUUAACUGCUCUAAUUACAUUGGUGACCAGUUUAUAAUUGCAAUAAGGUAACUCGCGGUUUGUGAUAUAUGGCCAAUAUACUAUGGCUAAGGGCUGUGUCCAGUCACUCCGCGUUGCAUCGUGCGUUUAAGAACAGCCCUUAGCCGUGGUAUAUUGGCCAUAUACCACACCCCUCUGGCCUUAUUGCUUCAUUAAAUGAGCUACAUCGAAAGGUGUGGGGGGCUAAGUCUUGGAACUGUCUAGUGGAAACCAAUUUUUCCAAUACCACCUUAGCCCCACAGAGCAGAAUAGAUUCAGGCCUUUUAUUGAAUUUUCUGGUCAGCCUCCCUUAAAGUCAAUUUUCUUUAUAUGAUAACGAGCUAUCAAUCAAAUUAGAGAUGGAAUUGGAAAAUCUCUGAUAAAGUGAAGGGGUUCUAUUCAAAAUGGGCACAAGCGAGGGCAAUGAAUGUGGAUAUCCAUAUGUAACAGCCGAUGAAUGACCACUUGUUCUUUAACCUGUUUGUACUUUCGUCAAUUUUCUUGUGUUCCUGACAAGAUAUCUUGUACAUACUAGCUAAAGCAGCACUUAUAGCUAGAUACACUUACUGACUAAAGCAUAAGGUUUAUUUUUCCCCUUUCCUUCCAUCUCAUACAUAGUUCUGUUAAUAUGAAAGUUGGGUUUAAUAUUUCUCAUUAGGAAAGGGGUAAGUACUGUAUAAAUAUACCCUGCUUGAGUCCUUUAAGAAAUGCAUUUCUCUCUUCCUUAGGAUGAUUUCACACAGCACGCAGUGAAAGCCGGAAGGAGUGGAUGUAGGAAUUUUAAAAGGCUCAAAUGCAGCCUCUGCUCAGAUAGGCCUCCUUGGUCCUUCACCGGAGUGAUGUAAAAACCUGCCUAUAUCACACCACCUAGUGGUCAGGCAGUAUUCUGCAACGCAUGUGAAACAGUUUUGCCUCAGUCAGGGAAUGUCCACUUGAGGAUUCUUGCAUUCUCGGCAGUAUUUGGAUAGUGACUACUCUUAACAGCUUGAUUAUUUUUCUAUUGGACCAUCCUGUAGGAGGGGUAAUACGCCCUUGCUAUAUACAAAUUGAUAAAGCAAAAUCACAAUCAGAUGGGAUUCAGUGAAGAAAGCUAUUUGGGCUACCUAAAAUGUAAGAGUGCAUUUCCCUAAUUGAAAGCCCUUGACCUUCCCUACAUAUUUGUAGUAAUUGUUUUCUCCAAAGUGUACGUCACUGGAAUAUUUACUAUUGUCAUUUGGGACUGUGAAAAACCAGUGAGAAGACUGAAGAUUGUAAUAUAAAUGUGCCAACAAAUAAACACCAGUAUUUCAGA
Messenger RNA from Oncorhynchus tshawytscha (Chinook salmon), 4730 nucleotides. RefSeq names its product diphosphoinositol polyphosphate phosphohydrolase 1. The coding region runs from base 232 to 768 and encodes 178 amino acids. Gene Ontology annotation, cellular component: nucleus; cytoplasm. Lineage: Eukaryota; Metazoa; Chordata; Actinopteri; Salmoniformes; Salmonidae. Gene Ontology annotation, biological process: diadenosine pentaphosphate catabolic process; diadenosine hexaphosphate catabolic process; diphosphoinositol polyphosphate metabolic process. The transcript has 5 exons. The record is from RefSeq and is a predicted model, not a curated record. Gene Ontology annotation, molecular function: bis(5'-adenosyl)-hexaphosphatase activity; bis(5'-adenosyl)-pentaphosphatase activity; endopolyphosphatase activity.